Molecule: messenger RNA, 641 nt
Organism: Loa loa (African eye worm)
Lineage: Eukaryota; Metazoa; Nematoda; Chromadorea; Rhabditida; Onchocercidae
Exons: 1
Coding region: 372-641 (89 amino acids)
Source: RefSeq, a predicted model, not a curated record
UUCAGUGAAACAAAUAAUGAGGAUAGUGAAAGAAAGAAGGGAAAUCGUAUUGAUGAAUUUCGAAGGUACGGACGUAUCGAACUUCAGCAAGAAUACUUCCACACUGAAGAAAGGGAGUAAAGAGAUGUUAUUCGGGAUGUCUCUGUCCUUUUAUUCGACGUUGUUUACAACAAAUAGGGCAAAAUAUGGGGUAAGCAAACACGAAACUGCUGUCAGUUUACCAAUCAUUUAUGCUAUAAAAUACUUAUAACAUUUAAUUUGAAAUGCAUGAAACCAUCAAAGGAAUUAAACAAAACGUUAAUGAAAAAAAAUGUGGGAAAAUUACAUGUGGACAGUGACAACACCGCCAACCAAUUCAAACUGACGAGUGUAUGUCUCCUGUACUAUGCUGUUGUCGUCAUUCGCUUUGUCUGUUAAAGAUUUCACUGCAAAUGUGGGAGUCAGGUCCAGGAAUAAGAGAAGAAAGCAUUCCGUUUACAUCAUUCACUGCUUUUUUUAUCCCUCCUCCUCCCAGUAAACAAAACAUCGAAUUGGGAUUCGAGAUCACUGGGUCAUUUGCACAACAAGUGAUGAAGGAUAGUAUCACGAUGGUGAAGGCAUUGGAUUUCAUGGGUCUACGACUCGAAUUCCCGAAAUGCUGA